AUGUCAGCAGGUGUGAUGUCAUUGCCACGUGACAUUGUGUUGAUGCUAAGGCAGAUACCGCUAGAGGUGCUUCAAUCAAUAUUGAAGAAAUAUAAAUGUAAAGAAGAGGAAGACGAAUGGCGGACAGUUUCACGUACAGUGAAAUUAUUCUGUAAUUUAGCCAUUUUCUGCAGAUUUUUCGGCUUAUUUUCCUGUGACAACCGUGUAACAAAUAGGUGUCCUGGAAACCUUCCAAAAGACAAAUAUCUACGUGUUCACGGAGACAAGUGUUACAGAUUUAUAACCAGCGAAGUUAGCUGGACAUCAGCACGUGAUCAUUGCAGACGAAUAGGAGGUCAUCUAAUUUCCAUCACGAGCCGUGAUGUACAGAUUUUUGUGGAACGAACAUUGCACGAGCUUUGGUCGGAAAAUAGAAUGUGGAUUGGGGCUAAUGACAUAGACUCGGAAAUGGACUGGUUUUGGGAUACAGGUGAAAUGGUGCGCUCAGGAUUCCAGAAUUGGGACAGUGGACAGCCAAGCUGUUAUCUUUUUGCGUGCUAUGAAGACUGCGCAUGUCUGAGGUUAGAUAAAGAUUACAAGUGGCACGACUGCCGAUGUAACUCCCCCUGGAACCGGUACGGAUAUGCCUGCCAAUACAGUAAGUGUAUAGGGGAAAGCUUUCGGCAUAGUGAUAAUACAAUGCACGUAUAACUCUCUUCUAUGAAACAGCAACAAGUUUUAUGCAUUUUGUGUUUGUCAGUUUCUUGAACAUAUGAUCCAGAUUGCUAUUAACAUUGAAAGUAAAAGGUGUGUCAGUCAGCGUUUGGUUUAACCAAUCAGGAUGCUCAUUUUAAAGGCCUAUAUUCACUACUUUAUUAAUGCCCCCACCCCUCUCACCAAAUCCAACAGGCAUCUCCAACCUAUCUGCUGCUUCAUUGUGAUUACAUAGUAUUUUAACACGACCAGCGAAUAACCUACAUACGUGUAGAGCAAACUCUGUCUCGGGUUAUUCUUCAAACCCACUCGCGUGCAAUGACGUCAUCCGAUCCAGGUGCGUAGCACGGUCGUAAAAAGUAGUUAUCAUUUUUUUCUAACUUUGUUGAUACUAGUAUGUCGUGUUAGAA
Mercenaria mercenaria is the source of this 1103-nucleotide messenger RNA. Its product is annotated as galactose-specific lectin nattectin-like. Gene Ontology annotation, molecular function: signaling receptor activity. The transcript is spliced from 4 exons. The record is from RefSeq and is a predicted model, not a curated record. Bases 1 to 690 code for a protein of 229 amino acids. Lineage: Eukaryota; Metazoa; Mollusca; Bivalvia; Venerida; Veneridae.